AUGAUAGUUUCCCAUGUCUUUGAUUGGCCAGUCAAGUAUAUACUGAAAGCCGUGUACCAACAAAAUUGUUAUCAAAAUUCUAUACCUGUUUUAAACACCAACGUGGGGUUGGUUAUCGAUAAGUUUAGUGAACCUUUACCAAUCAUUGCACAAUCCUGGACCGAUUUUACCCGGAAUAAUAGUCGUGGCUCCUUUAGUUACAGUGUUGUUCCAAUCGUUUAUGCGAUAUCUGUCCUGGCGGUAAUUAUAUGGUUUUUGACCAUCUUUGUGUUGACCAACUAUACUGUGAAACCCUCAUGGCUAUUAAAAGGCUCCACCUUUUUAUCGUCGGUGUACAUCUUGCUAGUUGUGGUUAAAUCCAUUGUUUGCUUACACAGACAACAGCGAGAAGGCUACCUUCACGGUGCACAAUUGUUGGACCAAGUGAAUGGAGAUAGGGCUGUAAAUAUAAUGGACUUGAUUGUAGUCAUGCUACUACAAAUCAACCAGGUCCAAAUAAUUAUGAGAUUGUUCCAAAGGCAAAAAGAUAAGCGUUUAACUUUUUACGUUGGCAUGGUGGCAACGCUAUUGUCACAAGUGAUUUGGAGUGUUUCGCUGUUUCAUAAUUUCCAUUUUGAUGAUGAAGCCGGAGAUAUAUUACCUGCCUUUAUUUACUUGGUCAGAAUUGCCAUGGCAUUGUGCUACGCCGCCAUUAUUACUGUUUAUUUCAUUAGCAAAAUAAAACUUAUUCUCGCUAAUAGAAGAAUAUGGUUGUUGACAUUGCUUACGUUAAUUUUGAUUUAUAGUCCGGUGGCUUUCUUUAUUGCCGAUGUUUCCAACGCAUUCAUCUACGAGCUCUCUGAGAUUUUCUCAGUGGUCAAUUACGUCAUUGGGGUAGUUAUACCUUGGGAAUGGUGUAAUAAAUUCAACAUCAUCAUGAAGGCUAAAGAAAAAGAAGGUGUUUUGGGUAGAAGAUUUUAUGAGGACGAGUCAUAUGAACUAGACCGUUUUGAACUAUUUGUUGAGGAGCAGGCUCCCGGCGAUGAAGACGAUGGAGACUAUAAUGAGGGAGUUGGAUAUAGGGAAGAUGAAAAUGGUUUGCAUUUGGAAGAUGGAGAGCGCGGCGUGUAUAAUAUGGCGGAUAUGCAUAAUAGCGUCGAAAGAACACCAGCAGCGCUGAACAGCAUAAAUUGCAAUGGAGUUGUUGAAAACAGUGUGUCUGGUGAUGGAGUAACAAAUUCUUUAUCGAAUAGUGAACCAUCAAGGACAAGGAGACAUGAGUUUAAAUCAAAGUUUAAGAAGAGCUCAUCCAAGUCACCUACCUCAAUGUCACAAACUUUCCAUGGAGAAAACUCCGUGUUCAAAACAAAAUUAUUUGCCGUUGUUGAAAACUCUAAAAAUGCUUUUAUUUCCUUGACAGAUCAUAUUAUUGCAGCAGGUUUUGCAAUACCACGGUCUGUCAGUGUUUCUAGUCAAAGUCAAACUCAAGGUCAAAGUCAAGGUCAUGGUUAUGGCGAGGACAAUGUUACCAAUGCAGAGGAGCGGGCUCUUUUUACUGCCGGUGACAAUGUUCAGGGCGCCAAUAGACAACUGGGCAAUCGAAUUGUUCAAACAAAUUCUGUCUCAAACUCGACAGAAAAUAACUCGGUGUCAUUGGGCACGAAUAGAAACAGAAGAAAUGUUUAUGUUUAUGCUAAGAAGGAAGUAGUGAUUGAUUUAUCUGAAGACGAAAACGAGCUGCAGCUGUAA
Lodderomyces elongisporus is the source of this 1728-nucleotide messenger RNA. RefSeq names its product Rim21p (gene RIM21). NCBI's taxonomy places the organism in Eukaryota, Fungi, Ascomycota, Pichiomycetes, Serinales, Debaryomycetaceae. Gene Ontology annotation, biological process: cellular response to pH. Gene Ontology annotation, cellular component: plasma membrane. Bases 1 to 1728 code for a protein of 575 amino acids. The record is from RefSeq and is a predicted model, not a curated record. The transcript has a single exon.